Molecule: messenger RNA, 1680 nt
Organism: Chaetomium fimeti
Lineage: Eukaryota; Fungi; Ascomycota; Sordariomycetes; Sordariales; Chaetomiaceae
Product: AhpC/TSA antioxidant enzyme-domain-containing protein
Exons: 2
Coding region: 348-1535 (395 amino acids)
Source: RefSeq, a predicted model, not a curated record
AAAUAGACGGCCCCGUUCCGCCUUCUCCCGUUUCUUUUGUCCUGCCGUUCCUUUUCCCUUUUUCCAGUUAGCCAAUGUUGCUGCCCAACUGCUUGCCACUCGUAUCGGUUACUGAGCCAGCUGAAUUCGUGCCCCGGGACCAUUCGAUCUCAUCCACGUACUUGUACCAAAUAAAUACGUUGAGAUUGCCACCCGACUGCAAGCGGUCUGCUCUCCACCACAUCACCACUCCUCUAGAGAGAUCUCUCGACAUCGCCCUUGAGCUGACCCUUCAUAUUUUGGGUGUUUCUGUCAUUUACGGCCCUUUUUAACAAAUCGGAUAUUUAUUUACUUUUAUUAAUAUCAAGAUGGCAUCAUCGGAAGCUACCCCAGAGACCGCCGCUGUCAAGAACGGAGCCGACCCGGCGGCCAAGCAGAGCAUCGAGAGGAAGCCGGUCGCAGCGGGGCAGUCGGGAUCCCCGCCCCCGGUUACGAUACCGGCGUCGUCAGCAACCCCAUUAGCACCCGCGCCAGCACCCGUUCCGGCACCCGCUCCGGAAACACCAGAAAAGCCCGAGGUUACAGCAGUAACAGCCGAUGACGGCGUCAACCCCCUCGACUUUGAGGGCUCGGUCGAAACCAACCACGACCUCCCCACACUCGACACCAUCCGCAAAAUCGACAACUACACGGUGCUAGACCGCGAUGGCAAAUCCCACACCUUCCGGAGCUUGUACACCGGCCGCCACACCGCGCGACGAGUCCUAAUCAUCUUUAUCCGGCACUUCUUCUGCGGUAACUGCCAACAAUACCUGCGCACCCUCUCCGAGUCCAUCACCCCCCCAUCCCUCCUCGCCCUGCCCCACUCCACCUUCAUCUGCGUCGUCGGCUGCGGCGACCCGGCCCUGAUCGACAUGUACGCCGACGCCGCCGCCUGCCCCUUCCCCAUCUACGCCGACCCCACCCGCCGCCUGUACGCCGAGCUGGGCAUGGUGCGCACCCUGGCCCUGGGCCCCCGCCCGGCGUACAUCAAGACUCAUUUGGUGAAGUCCAGUGCGUUGAGUGUCGUGCAGGGUUUGAAGCAGAUUGGGAAGGGCUUGGCGUUGAGGGGCGGGGAUUCGAAGCAGGUUGGCGGGGAGUUCUUGUUUGAGCCGGUGGGGAGGGAUGCGGUUGGGGGGGGGAUGGUCGUGGCGACGACGCCGGUGGGGAUUGAGCCGCCUAAGGCGUGGACGACGACGGCGGGUGAUGCUGGUGGUGGUGGUGCGGAGGGGGAGGGGGAGGGGAAGAGUGGGCGGUCGGAGACGAGCUUGGAUGGGAAGGGGGAGCCGGAUUCCGAGGGUGAGGAUAAGGUUGUCACGUGGUGCCAUCGCAUGCAGAAUACGAGGGACCAUGCCGAGGUGCCGGAGCUGAUGGAGGUGUUGGGGCUGGAUGGGGAUGGGAGGCCGGUGGGGGAUAAGGAGAGGUGGGAGCGGGCGGUCAGGGAGCGGAAGGGGACGGGGGUGAGUCUGGCGGGGCGGACGAGUAAGGAGGUGGGUGUGGAUGGCACGGUGCUAUAAGCUGCCUAGUAAGGCUAUUGGGUGAGAAAGAGGAUGGGCCCUCGAGAGUGAGACAUGUCAUGAGUUAUGUUUGAUUUAGGCUUGGUAUGGUGUUUGGGGCGUGGGCAUUGUGUUUGUUAGAUGUGAAUGAUACCAUCUUCCCUCU